GAGCUCUUGCUUCAGCAGCUGUGAAACUAAGAUUGGGAGGUUGACUACGAUUGGCCCGAUUCGAGGUGAAAGUGCAACUCAAAGAAGAUCGUCUGGAACUGCUAUUUGACUACAAAUUCUUUCAUUGCUACUGUUAGAGUUAAAAUUGCAGUUUGCGACCCAAAUCCUCGUAUUUACUCACUCUAGUGUUUUCAUCAUGUCCGGAAGAGGCAAAGGAGGCAAAGUGAAAGGAAAGGCAAAGAGCCGAUCCAACCGUGCCGGACUUCAGUUCCCUGUCGGCCGUAUCCAUCGAUUGCUUCGCAAGGGAAACUACGCCGAGCGAGUGGGAGCCGGUGCCCCCGUUUACUUGGCCGCUGUGAUGGAAUAUUUGGCGGCUGAGGUCCUCGAAUUGGCUGGCAAUGCUGCCCGUGACAACAAGAAGACCCGCAUUAUCCCCCGUCAUUUGCAACUGGCCAUCCGCAACGACGAAGAGUUGAACAAGCUCUUGUCUGGUGUGACCAUUGCUCAAGGAGGUGUGCUCCCCAACAUUCAAGCCGUUCUCCUCCCCAAGAAGACCGAAAAGAAGGCAUAGAUCUCUUGCCUUUCACAUACCUCUGAAGAACGUCUGCCCGCAGAUUCAGAGGCUGCUUCUCCUAUGGUCUGUUGAACGUCUUAGUUUAUACAAUUGACUAGAAUUGUUUGGAAAGCUGAGUUAUCGUCAAAUGUCAGAAAUCCCUGUGAAAUAAAGAUGUUGUAAUGCCAA
Messenger RNA from Tigriopus californicus, 742 nucleotides. RefSeq names its product histone H2A. Gene Ontology annotation, molecular function: structural constituent of chromatin; protein heterodimerization activity; DNA binding. Lineage: Eukaryota; Metazoa; Arthropoda; Copepoda; Harpacticoida; Harpacticidae. The record is from RefSeq and is a predicted model, not a curated record. Bases 197 to 571 code for a protein of 124 amino acids. The transcript has a single exon. Gene Ontology annotation, cellular component: nucleosome.